AUGAUGGAGCGAACCUACGGCCGUCGCAAGCCGGGCAUGCCGCCGAGGACCAUAUCAGACUCUCUAAACGACACAGUUUCGCAGGCGGAAUAUAUCUCUUCCUCUUCGUCGCCGGACAUCGAACCCGUUGAUUACUCUCUUCCUCCUUUCUCCAGUCAAGAGUCUUCCUCUCUAUGGCAUUCUUCUCCGAGGUCAUAUUUCCAAGAUGAUUACUCACGGAACGGAGUCGUACGGAUUCCGAAAAGAGUGAGGAACGGAGAGGCUGUCGCUUUUACUUCUACGUUGCUCGAGGCGCAGGAGUUUGGCGAGCUGAUGGAGCACGAGGAUGAGGUUAACUUCGCGCUUGAUGGGUUGAGGAAAGGACAGCAGCUGAGGAUCCGAAGAGCAAGUCUAUCAUCUCUACUGUCGAUUUGCGCAUCUCAACACCAGCGCCGCUCCUUGAGAGCUCAGGGGAUCUCCCAAUCCAUAAUUGAUGCGAUUUUGAGUCUUAGCCUUGAUGACACACCAAGCAAUCUUGCCGCUGCCACUCUUUUCUUUGUUCUAACUGCUGAUAGUCAAGAUGAGCACCUUAUGGAGUCACCCAAGUGCAUCAAGUUUCUGAUAAAGUUGUUGAAACCGGUGAUUGUUACUAGCACUCAAGGGAAGCCACGGAAUAUAGGAUUUAAGCUCUUAUCAUUACUUAAGGAUGAUGCUGGAGCACGGGAUGCAGUGAAAAUGAAUGAUCCAAGCUCCAGUGAUAUACUUUCAAGAGUUGAGGAACUUCUUGUUAAUUGCAAGGAAAUGAGAUCGACUGAUAGCUAUAAAACUGAAACAACGAGACCUGAGCUUAGUACGAAAUGGGUAGCUUUGUUGGCCAUGGAGAGGGCGUGCUUAUCCAAAAUUUCUUUUGACGAUACUUCUGGUUCUGUGAAAAAGAGCGGAGGGAAUUUCAAGGAGAAACUGCGAGAACUAGGAGGACUUGAUGCAGUCCUUGAGGUUGUUAUGGACUGUCACACUGUUAUGGAGCGUUGGGUGGAAUACGACACACUUUCCGUCCAGGAUAAGAAAGAUAACCUCCAUAAGCAGAAUUUAAUGUUGCUUCUAAAAUGUCUGAAAAUCAUGGAGAAUGCUACGUUCCUCAGCACAGAGAACCAGAAUCAUUUGCUCGCGUUUAAGAAAUGUUUGAGUUCUCAUGAAUCCCGAAUGUCUUUCACAGAGCUCAUGAUAAGUGUCAUUAAGAUGCUUUCAGGUCUUCACCUACGUGGAGGUUUUCCAAGUCCUCACAGGAACGAUAUCAAUCCUCACGGUUCAAAUGGUGGCAAUCGGGAUUCUAUCUUGGGAGCAGAUUGUAAAGUUAACAAUGAGGUCGUGACAAUCAGUUCAGAUACGUGCUCAACCCUUGGCUCUAUCUCUACGAGGAAUGGGAGUGUAUCCUCCCGGAGAAGUCCUUCCAUAAUCGAUUUAGAUUCAACACCAACAUCAAUGUCGAGCUCUCAAUCAAGUGUGUCAGGAAAUGAGCCCACUAAGUCAACAACGAGAGUUGGUUCGACCAUUUCUAGUUCAUUUGCUGGUAGAUUGGCGUCAUUUGGUAGUGGCAUUGCCAGAAGUACUUCAAGGAGUAGUGAAGCUGCAGAACCAAGUUCUAAAAGAAAUGGAAAUUUGGCAUCCCUAGAGGAAAACCAAGACCCUUUUGCGUUUGAUUUGGAAGAUUCUAAACCUUCCAAGUGGGCAGUAGUAUCUGUAAAGCAAAAGAAAUCUAGAGCUCAAAAGAAGAAAGGAUGCCACAAAGAAAGGAAAGACGAACGUCUGUAUCAGCUGUUCUCGAGCCAAGAGGAAUCAUCAAACCAUAGGUGGAAUUCCCAGGAAGAAUCAAGUGACAGAGACUGCAGUAUAUCGCUGCAACCAACUUCUUCUACAGAUGACAUUGAUGAAGAAUGUCUCUGUCUUUUAUCUGAUUGCCUUUUAACAGCCAUAAAGGUUUUGAUGAACCUAACAAAUGAUAACGCCAUUGGUUGUCGGCAAGUUGGUGGGUGCAGAGGGCUAGAAAGCAUGGCUGAAUUAAUUGCCAGACACUUUCCGUCUUUCACCAGAUCUCCGCUUUUCAGUGAGAUGGAAAUGAGUCAGAAGAAAGAUAAACAUCUUACAGAUCAGGAGUUGGAUUUUCUUGUUGCCAUCUUGGGUUUGCUGGUAAAUUUGGUUGAGAAAGACGGAGUGAACAGAUCACGGCUUGCUUCAGCGAGUGUUCCUAUCACAAAACUAGAAGGGUUGCAAGAGACUGAACAGGAGAUGAUUCCUUUACUGUGUUCAAUCUUUCUCACCAAUCAAGGAUCAGGAGACACCAAAGAAGAGACGACUACUUUCACCUUAGAUGACGAAGAAGCUGUUUUAGAAGGCGAAAAGGAAGCGGAAAAGAUGAUCGUGGAGGCAUACUCUGCUCUACUGCUCGCCUUUCUUUCAACUGAAAGUAGAAGUAUACGUAACUCCAUCAAAGACUAUCUCCCGAAACGCAAUCUCGCAAUUCUUGUACCGGUCUUGGAUAGAUUUGUGGCAUUUCACACGACUCUGAACAUGAUCCCUCCGGAGACGCAUAAAGCAGUGAUGGAAGUGAUUGAAUCCUGCAAAUUGCCGUAA
Molecule: messenger RNA, 2610 nt
Organism: Microthlaspi erraticum
Lineage: Eukaryota; Viridiplantae; Streptophyta; Magnoliopsida; Brassicales; Brassicaceae
Source: the annotation of a GenBank genome assembly